AACAUGGUUUAAACAUGGUGUAUUUGGACCUAAACAUAAGACCUAAACAUAAAUGUCUGCUUUGCCAUUAAACAUUGAGUCCUUAAAUCUACGUACUCUCCACACAUUUCAGGUCACAUCCUAUCUCCCUUGGCGGCUGUUGAAGAUAUGUUUUCCAGCCGAACAGAUGGUGAGACAAAUCAAGACCUAUAAACAGCAUUUAGAGAGAAAGAGGCUAGCUGGGAUGUCAGAGAAUACGUCUGGCAGCAAUGAGUUCAGUAAUGGUCAAAGCUCAGUUCAGAAGACUGUGAGGAGUCCAAACUCGACUCAACUGUCCCAGAGUGCUGUUCUUCAUGUAGAGGACAGUGCAAAAGCUGGUCAGGUGUCCUAUCUUCCCUGGCUGCAGCUGAAGGACCGUUUUCUUGCAGAGAAGGUGAUCCAGCCCAAGACAUCCAAAGCUGUUUCCAGGAUGUGGGCUUCCAAUGACCCCAGGUCAAUCCCACAGAAGCAGCAGGGUAAAAGAAAGUGUCCCACAGGGGAGCUGGAUGAGGCAUCUGGGGUCAGUAAAUGCAAAAGAGCCAAGGAAAAGAACAUCUCUGAUGUGACCCUGCUCAAGACUGAUCCAUCCACUGGAAAUACGACAAAUACAAUCAAUAGAGCUGGAGCAUCUCGUCCUCUGGAGGCUAUGAAGAACAGAAUUAGCGUUUGGGGCCACUCUCGGCAAUGUCAACCUCAGGCAACUUCACCAGCCAGACGCCUCAGUGCCCCUUUGGCUAAGUACCUAGCCUCCACCAUCACACCAAGGGCCAUUGACAUCCAGCUAAUGGGGUUAACAUCUGACCUUAUGAAGUUCCUAAACAUGCCGGAUGAGAAGCUGUCAUUGCAGCUCUGGGACUUAGGGGAGGAUGCAGGAGACCAGCGCUACAAAGCCCACUGGCAGUUCUCCACCCAGCAAGGCCAUAUACUGAUGGACAGCAAAUGGCUCCAGAACAAUGAGAACUGGUGAUGAGACUCAAAUCUCCCAAAUGCUUCCUCAGGAGACUCUAAUCCAGAACAGAGGAAACACUGCUGAUAUUUCCUGACAUUCAUUUACAUCCUCAUCACUCAUGUUUGGGGUCAAGUCCAUUUCAUUUCUAGCAAUUCCAGAAGUUAACUGAAAUUUAAAUUUACUGAAAAAGAAUCUCAAAGGAGGCCAUGGGGAUCACAGUUUUAAAUUAAGUUCAGUAGAAUUGACUGAAUUGGAAAGGAAUUAAUCCCACACAUGUUACAAGUACACACACACUCACACACACACACACACACACACACACAACAAGGACCCUUUUGAAUUGCAGCAUUUAAAAUACACUUAUCACUAUUUACUGUCUAUUUAGUGUCUUUAUUUAACAUCUUAUAACAUUCCUUAACUACAAAAAUCUGAUAUUUGUAAAAACGAGUCCUGGCUAAAUUUGGCCCUCAUAGCCUUGUGGCCACAUUAUCAUGUCUAGUUUCCAAAUAGCUCAUUUAAGAACUUGGGGUAAUCUGGAUAGAGCUAGCUGUAGAGAGUUUGACAUUCAACUAGUAUAUAUUAUACUGAAUUUAACCCAUUCAGUCCAUAUUGCUAAUGAUGUGGGUAUUAACAGGUACCCUAACUUCACUGAUGAAUAUGAGCAUGCAGUACCAUGUAAACAAAAUAUCAGAUAGCAUAAUGUUUGCAUUUAGGACAGUAAAUUUAGCUUCUGGUUUUCAUGGUUGACAGUGGCACACCACACACACUUAGUGUGUGUUAUUAGCCUUCUUUAGAUUAUUAUCUGCUAUUUUAGCAUACUGUUUGUAUAUCAGGAUGAGUAUAGGUAAACGUUUCAUGCAUGUCACAUGAAAAGAGCAGGGAAGGUACAUUUUGCUAACACAUUUCAGUCACAACCAAGUAAGAAUCUUCCGUCUGGAGAGGGUUUCUGAUCUGCCUCACUGUGCAUUAUUUGGUCAUCCACUGUAGAGGUCCUUGGAUACCAGGUAAUUUGCAAUUUCUGAGCUUAUCUGUGGUUUCUUUAUUAAUGUAGUAAAAAGUUGGUCUCAGUAUGCAAUAUUUUUUGCCUAUGUCGAUUUUCAA
Esox lucius (northern pike) is the source of this 2068-nucleotide messenger RNA. RefSeq lists its product as uncharacterized. The transcript is spliced from 2 exons. Lineage: Eukaryota; Metazoa; Chordata; Actinopteri; Esociformes; Esocidae. The record is from RefSeq and is a predicted model, not a curated record. The coding region runs from base 53 to 985 and encodes 310 amino acids.